AUGCAAGUCAAGAGUCUCGCCCUCUUCGCGGUCAGCGCCGCUGCCGCUGCCCUCCCCGCCGAGUCGGAGCCUUACUACGACGAGAACACCAACACUCUGUCCGAGCGUUCGGUCAAGAACGGCAUCUUUGGUCGCACCACUCCUCAGGGCCAGGUUUGCAACGCCGACAACGCCCUCCGCAACUUGCGCGACGCGCGCUACAGCGUCAGCGCCAGUGCCUUCUGCUCGACCUGGAUUCAGUCGACGGUCACGGACACGGCGUACGCCGUCGCCACGGGCUACGACACAGCCACCGUUACCCCCGAGGCUGCCACCAUUACGGAUCACGCUGUCGUGCCCGCUACUGUUACGACGGGCACAGACACCAUCACGGUUUACACCACGAUCCCCCCGGCCGGCCCCUACAAGCGUGGCCAGGGCGCCUACCCGCCGUGGCUAUCCGCCAGCUAUCCUGUUGAGCGUGUGAGCAGUGCCUGCUCCUGCUUCAUCUCGGCGCCUUCGCCUGCGAUCCACCAGACCGUUACCCUCACCACGUCGACUCAGACUCUCACCAACACGGUGACGGCCGAGACGCCCACCACGACCAUCACCGAGACCUCGACCAGCACCACCAACGUUGCCGCCACGGCCACCUCCGUCGUUACCCGCCGCUGCGGCGUCGUCGGGUGCGGCAAGAUCACGUCCAUCAUCGAGGCCAGUCUCCAGUACAAGACGCUCGCCGAUUGCAAGGCCCGCUGCCUGGCCGUGCCCAGCUGCAAGGCCUACUCCUUCGGCGGUCCCGGCACGCCCGUCUGCACGCUCGGCAAGGUCCCCGCCAAGGACUUUUACUCUGAACUCAGCCCUCUUUUCCCUCAGUGCAAGGUGACGAAGCUGUAUGACGCGACUUGUGGGCAGUAAUUUUUUUUCUUCUUCUCAAGUCGCUCGCAUUGACGCAAGAGCUGGGUCUGGGCGUCCGCCGCAGAGUCUCGGGAAGGGCAGGCAACGACACGUCAACGCAUAUAAUAUGCAAUCGUGAAAAUUCUGUUGGCGAUCAGGUUACGAGCAUACACGAAACUAGACCUGUAUGUAUGUGAUGGCAUAGCGAAUAUAGUAGAUAAUAUUUAUCAG
Molecule: messenger RNA, 1107 nt
Organism: Purpureocillium takamizusanense
Lineage: Eukaryota; Fungi; Ascomycota; Sordariomycetes; Hypocreales; Ophiocordycipitaceae
Exons: 3
Coding region: 1-897 (298 amino acids)
Source: RefSeq, a predicted model, not a curated record